AAUAAUUCGUCGACUUCACCUUGUGGACGAGCCAUGACAAUUUUCCUUCACUCAACAAAAGUAGAUAUUCAGAGGAAUCCAACUCAACUUUUUUGGCUGAUGGGCUGAUAGACGUGGAUGGAAUCAAAGAGUAUACAGUGGUACAGAAUGUGGAACACAAACUCAGAGAGUAUUUAAGGGCACAGGUGGGUGCAGGUGCGCUUCAGUACUGCCACACUAUUCAACUGUCACACAAAUUGAAAGACCGGGCUAAAAAGUACCUAAUUUAUGACCGUGUUGUAUUAGGAUUUUUGAAGGAUUUUUAACUUUGAACAAAGCUGCUUUGUUCUGUAGAAUUAUAAGAAUAACAACUUGUUGAUUUGAAUGAUGUAGUUGGGUUACUCCGUGGCAGUUCGUCUUCGUAGUUGCACAAUUAUAAUUUUGUUCAGUCGUAUGCGCAGGAAAAGUGGGAUAAAUGAUAGAUGAGCAGGAAACUGUUGGAUAAAUGUCAUCAGUUUUCGUACUGUGCAGUUCAUCCGAGAAAGUUUCUGCAUUGCAGUGUUAGUGAGAGCAACUUUCAUAUAUUUAAUAUACGAUGAGGGUCCACUUUGUUUUUCUUAGCAUUUUUGUGUCAUUAAUCAUGUCGCAAAGUGCGAAUGCAAAUAAAUACUCAGCAGAAGCGAAUAUAAAAGCAACCGAGCCGGAGAUGAACUUCAGGACCUUGCAAAAACCAUUUAGAAUGUCAAAACUCAACUUACUGUGGGCAAAAGCACAGCAUAGAUUAACUGAAACCAAGUUAAAGUCACUUUUUGGAGAGUUGAAAAUUCAUGACAAAGAAGAACUUGCAUUCAAGAAAAUGAAAGCAGAGGGCUUGGAUAAAGAUGGUAUGCAAGAAGCUGUUAUGAGAAAAAGAUUAAUUGGUAUUAUGAGCACAUAUGGUCUUCUGGAACAUUUUCAAGAAUUAGAGGACCCAAGAAAUCAAGGUCAACACAAAGCGUUUAAUGCAGACUCAGAAGAUUAUAUAAAUAAAAGUUUAUUCAAAGACAAAAAAUUAAAUAAACUGUGGGAGAAAGCAGAACAAGCAGGUUUCACAGCAUCAGAACUCAAAGCUCUGAGAGAAGAAUUCAAUCAUCAUCAAGACAAGAUAGAUCAAUAUUAUUCUUUGCUCAAAGAAGUUGAGGGAGGUCCUGAUAAUGAACAUGAAAAUUCAAUUGAUAAUAAACUGGAUCGUUUUAAUUCAUUGGAUGUUCAAGAAGAGAUACCCUCAAAAGAUUACUCGAGUCAAGUAAAUUCUUUGAGGGAUCAACAUCGCGAUAUUCGUGAUGGCUAUGAUAGACUUCACCGAAUAGCUGCUAGAGGACCCAAUAGCAAGGAAUUUAUAGAACCUAAAGUGGAAGGUCUUUGGAGAUUAGCUGUUAAAUCCAACUUCACUCCUAGUGAAUUGGAGUCUUUGCGGGUUGAGCUUAUGCACUAUGAAAACCGUUUGCUGAAACUAAGACACCUGCAGGCUGAAGAAGCCCUAGGUGCUGAGCGAAAGAAAGCCAAAGCAGAAUUAACCCCAGGAGAGAAACCUGAACAUUUCCUUGAUCGAGAGGUACUAAUAAAAAAACAGGCUCGGAAAGUGGAGAAAUUGCAUGAAGAGCUGGAAAAUCGUAUUCUUUCACGACACAGUGAACUCUGAAUGCUGUAAAUUUUCUUCCUAAUGAAGAUGUGUUAUGAAGAUCUGAGCAGCUGUACAUGUCUAAAUAUCACAGAUAUUUGAAAAGAAACCUACUAAACUAAAAUGUAAUGCAAAGAAAUUUGCAUUGCUCUCUUCUGCUGUGAUUAUAAAAACUGCUGUGUUUGUAGUAAUGAUGCAUGUAAUGAUUUAUCCUGUAAGCCAAUCGAUUGAUAAGGAUGAAUGUAAGAUCUUACAGGGCUAGUCAGUUAAGAUACCAGGAUGUGAAGUUAUUUUUUAAUACAUUUUGAGGGUGGUAAAAAUAUAACAAUUUAACAUCUUGUCUUUAAUACUCUAGCCUCCUGAGAUCCUUACAUUCAUUCUUAUAGUAAAUUAUGCAUGUUACGAAAGAGUGUAAUUUUUAGUAUAUGCUAUAUUGUGUUUUGAUAAGUUGUUAGAUUUUUUAUGACAUAUUCAAAUAAAUGAAAACCUGCUGCAAGUUUUAAUUUCUACACAAUAAUAUUAUGAAUAUUAUGGUAUUUGAAAUUGUUUAAUAUGAAAAACAGUGUGAUCUUAGAAUGAACUACGAAAUGAGAAAAACAUUUCAAAUUUGCAUAUUAAUUUCCAAAUGCUUUAAAAUACUAUCCACUUUGAUUAUUUAGUCACACUUUAAGAAAUUUGUCUGGCUAAGUUUAGCUCAGAGCCACUGUCUCUGCGGUGACUAGCCCAGAGGUCUUAAGGCUGAAGUCCCAACAGUAGCAGAUUUUUAAUUCUAAGUAGAUAGCUUGGUCAAAUUCAGCAGCUGCAUGGAGAAUUCUAGCAGCUAGCUGCUCUGAACAGUAGUUUUCUGUAGUUUCUCUAACACCAUGCAAAUGUGAGAGCAGUACCUGAUAAACCGAUCACAUGCGAUCUUUCCUUCCUCUUCCUUGUCCUACCCUCUCACCUCACAUUUACAUGCAGUACACUAAC
Messenger RNA from Gryllus bimaculatus (two-spotted cricket), 2605 nucleotides. NCBI's taxonomy places the organism in Eukaryota, Metazoa, Arthropoda, Insecta, Orthoptera, Gryllidae. The record is from the annotation of a GenBank genome assembly.